Branchiostoma floridae (Florida lancelet) is the source of this 1595-nucleotide messenger RNA. RefSeq names its product N-alpha-acetyltransferase 60-like. Gene Ontology annotation, cellular component: Golgi membrane. Lineage: Eukaryota; Metazoa; Chordata; Leptocardii; Amphioxiformes; Branchiostomatidae. Gene Ontology annotation, biological process: N-terminal peptidyl-methionine acetylation. The transcript is spliced from 5 exons. Gene Ontology annotation, molecular function: histone acetyltransferase activity; protein-N-terminal amino-acid acetyltransferase activity. The record is from RefSeq and is a predicted model, not a curated record. Bases 657 to 1385 code for a protein of 242 amino acids.
UAACGUUUUGUGUGAUCGGGAGAUGCGCCAACAAAACAACCGAUAUAGGUGAUUCUGUUGCCGUUCAGGAGAUACAAGAGAGUUCCUUUGUGUCCAGAAGUCCAGAGGAGCGUUACAUCGAUUCUGUGUUCAAAAUAUCCUGCGAAUCCAACGUUACUUGUCAGGAGUGUACAAGACAAGGAAGGGGAGGGAGGGGCACGGCUUGUUUGAAAACCCAGAUCUGGUACGGUACUGUUGACGCUUUAGCGCGGUAAUGUGGAGAUUUACUUUUUCAUGGCUGUCAGAUAACCUCGGUAAGCCACGGCCUUGAUGGAGUAGGGAGACUUCAGGACCGACGGAGAAGGCCGUGGUUUGGGACAGGGAGGUACUGAUAUAUGGUGCAGUGCUGAAACGGCUUCUGUUCAAACCACAAAGAACGACGAGCAUUGUGUUUACCGGGAAAAGUACAAGACUGCUACACUGCUGACAUUGAUUGUACUUUGGCAUGUCUGGAUACAGGAAAUCAUUCAAACGAACCUACUAGGAAGAAGCUGCAAUAUUAAGAUCCAAAUUUCAUGGCAGAGAAAACGUUAGCAUUAUCAAUGUCAUAACUAUAAGACAGUCAAAUAGUGGAGACAAAGAAUUGAGAACAUUUGAAGGUUGUGGUAGUGAGAAAAAUGAGCUGCGUACAGCCUUCAACCAUGGUUAACGAUGUGCAGCUACGUUUCCUAUGUCCAGAAGACAUCCACACAGUCAAGAAGCUGUGUUCAGACUGGUUCCCUAUCGAGUACCCUGACUCCUGGUAUGAGGAGAUCACGUCCAACCCCAAGUUCUUCUCUCUGGCGGCCACCUAUCACUCCAACAUCAUUGGCCUCAUUGUGUCAGAGGUCAAGUCCAGAAACAAGAUACACAAAGAGGAUCGCACAAUCCUGGCCUCUAGUUACCCAGACAACACACAGGUGGCCUAUAUCCUCAGUCUGGGGGUUGUGCAGGAGUACAGGCAACAUGGGAUAGCCUCCCUCCUACUGGAAACCCUGCUGUCCCACCUGACCACCAGUGAGAGACACAACGUGAAGGCGGUGUACCUACAUGUCCUCACCACCAACACCACAGCCAUACGCUUCUACGAGCACAGAAGCUUCCGCAGACAUAACUACUUGCCAUACUACUAUGCCAUCAAAGGGGUCCCGAAGGAUGGCUUUUCAUACGUGCUGUAUAUAAAUGGAGGGAAGCCACCAUGGACUUUUACAGAUUGCAUCUCGUACAUGUUUGCCCACUUACAACACCUGCAGCUGUGUUCGCUCCCCCAGCGACUGUUCCGGAGACUCAGUACAACAGUCUGGGGUGUUGUACCACUACUGUACUCUCCUCAUCGCAAAACAAAUGGGCCCUGUCACACCAUGUGAACUGUAUGGGCCUGUCAAACCAUGUGAACUGUACAGGCCAUGUCACACCAUGUAGCUAAUUUGACUGUAUGGGCCUGUCACACCAUGUGAACUGUAUGGGCCUGUUGCACCACGUGAACUGUACAGGCCUUGUCACACCAUGUGAAUUGUAUGGGCCUGUCACACUAUGUGAACUGUAUGGGCCUGACACACCAUGGGAACCAUACAGGC